CAGAAAUGGAACUCCAACGAGUCCUGCACAUGAGUGGAGGCGAAGGCGAUACAAGCUACGCCAAAAAUUCAUCCUACCAAAAGUUGGUACUGACCAAGGUGAAGCCUGUACUUGAACAAUGCAUACAAGAAUUGUUGCGGACCAACUUACCCUACGACGAGAAGUGCAUUAGAGUUGCUGAUUUGGGAUGCUCUUCAGGACCAAACACACUAUUAACAGUUUCGGACAUCAUACAAAGUAUUGACAAAGUUAGCCAGGAAAUGGACAAUGAAUUUGCACUGCCCACGAUUCAGGUUUUUCUGAAUGAUCUUUUCGAAAAUGAUUUCAAUACGGUUAUCAAGUCGCUGCCAAGCUUCUACCGCAAACUUGAAAAAGAAAAUGGAAGCAAAAUAGGAUCGUGCCUGAUAGCAGACUCUUUCUACGGCAGACUCUUCCCCGAGCAGUCCGUCCAUUUUUUACACUCUUCUUACAGUCUCCAUUGGUUAUCUCAGGUUCCCAGUGGUUUGGUGACUGAAUCGGGGAUCAGUGCGAAUAAAGGGAGCAUUUACUCUUCCAAAGCAAGUCCUCCGGCCAUCCAGAAGGCAUAUUUGGAUCAAUUUACGAAAGAUUUUACCACAUUUCUCAGGAUGCAUUCGGAAGAGUUGGUUUCACAUGGCCGAAUCCUCCUCACUUUCAUGUGUAAAGGAGAUGAAUUCGACGGCCCAAAUAUCUUAGACUUACUUGAGGUGGCAAUAAACGACUUGGUUGUCGAGGGAAGUCUGGAGGAAGAAAAACUGGACAGUUUCAAUGUUCCAAUCUAUGCGCCUUCAGUAGAAGAAGUCAGGCACAUAAUUGAGGAGGAACGUUCUUUUGAAAUUGUAUACGUGGAGACGUUUAAGCUCCGUCAUGAUGCUGGCUUCUGCAUUGAUGAUAACCAGUUAGGAUCCCAUUCCCAGGUACGCUUCUGCGAUGAACAUGUUAGAGCAGCCCAUGUGGCAUCAUUCGUUAGAGCAGCUUGGGAACCUAUCCUAGCAAGCCAUUUUGGAGAAGCUAUUAUAGCCGACUUAUUCCACAGGUUUGCCAAGAAUGCAGCAACGCCUCUCCGCAUGGGCAAAGGCUUCUUUAAUAAUCUCAUCAUUUCUCUCGCCAAGAAACCACACAAGGCAGACAUGUAAAUAUUUGUUUUUAGAUAUGUAGUACC
Messenger RNA from Coffea arabica (coffee), 1180 nucleotides. Its product is annotated as probable caffeine synthase MTL2. The record is from RefSeq and is a predicted model, not a curated record. NCBI's taxonomy places the organism in Eukaryota, Viridiplantae, Streptophyta, Magnoliopsida, Gentianales, Rubiaceae. Gene Ontology annotation, molecular function: methyltransferase activity.